CUUCCCUCCCAACAAACGAAUCCCACACGCGAAGAGAGAGAGAGAGAGAGAGGAAAUCCACAGCGAGAAGCGAAGAGAGAACGCGAUGGCUGCAACGGUGUCUCCGUGGGCCAAGCCUGGUGCGUGGGCCUUGGAGGCCGAGCAACAGGAGGAGAAGGUCCAACAACAACAAUCAAACUCUGGGAUUCCCGGCGAGCCGCUCGCGGACUUCCCGUCCCUAGCCGUGGCCGCCGCCAAGCCGAAGAAGAAGAAGGGCCAAACCCUCUCGCUUGCGGAGUUCACCGCCGCCAAGCCGACUCAGACGACCUACCAACGUCCGGAAAAGCCUCAGGGCCUCACUACUCAAGAGCUCCUGGCUCUCCCCACCGGCCCGCGCGAGCGCUCAGCUGAGGAGCUGGAACGCGACCGCGGCCGAAUCGGCGGCGGAUUCAAAUCCUACGGCUCUAACGGCAGCGAGUCCUCGAAUUCUCGCUGGGGGUCCUCUAGGGUUUCCGAUGAGCCCCGCCGAAACGGUGGUUUUAAUAGGGAGAAAGAAUCGGGGCCUUCUCGGGCCGAUGAGACCGACGAUUGGGGCGCGGCGAAGAAGUCGACGGUCGGAAACAAUGGAUUCGAUCGGAGGGAGCGAGAGAGAGGUGGAGGAGGGUUUUUCAAUUCGCAGUCUCGGGCCGAUGAUUCUGACAAUUGGGGAGCGAGCAAGGCCAUUGUGCCGCCGACGGAGGGGCGGAGAUCCAACGGCGGGGAGAGGAAGGUAGGGUUCGCCUCGAGCGGCGGUGCUGAUGCGGAGAAUUGGCUGAGGAUGAAGAAGGAGGAGAGCACAGGGACAGAGAGGCCUAGGCUGAAUUUGCAGCCUAGGACGCUGCCUGUGAGCGAAGGGAAGCAGGAGGGGCCGGUGACGCCAUCGAAGCCCGCCUCGCGGGGCUCCAAUCCAUUUGGCGAGGCUAGGCCGAGAGAGGAUGUGCUGGCGGAGAAAGGGCAGGAUCCUAGGAAGAUUGAUGAGCAGCUGGAGGCGAUGAAGAUCAAGGAGGCUGCGCAGAUGAAGGGGGACGGAUUCGGGAAGAAAGGUUUUGGCCUUGGAAACAGCUGGUCGGCAUCGGUGGCAGAGGAUAAUCGGAGUUGGAGGAAGCCAGAAGCGGUGGAAUCUCAGCCUGAGAGUGCUGAGGAAACUGAGAAUGGUCUUGGUGAAGAAAAAUGAGGAGAGCUUACUAUGCUGGGGGGUUGGCAGAGACGCUGAAAGUGCUAGAAGCUAUUGGUUAAUGAGAGGCUUGUUUUCUUAGUCUUUUUUUUUUAUAAAAUUAUUCUCUUUUACUUUUUUAUUUUUUGGGUGUUAUGCCCUGAAUGUUGCUACUUUUGAACACAGUUUGGAGACAAUUUUGGUAGGGUUUAAGGUAGUGAACUAGUGUGGCCUUGCAACUCACAAUCGUUUGUGUACUCUCAUUAUUGUUUACAAUAUUUGAAUUUUGUUCUCCUCUAUUAACCGCAUUGUGCGGAUUUUGGAUGUU
Messenger RNA from Corylus avellana, 1499 nucleotides. Its product is annotated as glycine-rich protein. Lineage: Eukaryota; Viridiplantae; Streptophyta; Magnoliopsida; Fagales; Betulaceae. Gene Ontology annotation, molecular function: mRNA binding; translation initiation factor activity. The record is from RefSeq and is a predicted model, not a curated record.